GUUAUUGCACUUUUUUUCUGUAAUAACGCGAACAUGAAAAGACGCAUUGUGGUCAUGAACUUUUGCGUCCAACUUCGCUUCCACCACGGAGCUUUCCACUAGGAGUCAUCGUUAUCGUCAUCACAAUAUGGCGCCAGGCAUGUUUGUGUUGUGAGCACGGUGGUUGUGAGUUGAUUGCACCGAACGAAUACUCAGUACCUUUUAGCAAAAAUGUCCAAAGAUUCCAGAAGAAUAUGCGGCCCGGAAGGGACGAGGAGCUAUGCGCCAUUCCAGGUUAUUAACAAUAAACUGCCGUGCAAUAAGCCAAGGAGAUUAGAUGGGCGUUCAAACGACCAAAUACGUCCACUAUUUAUGAAGACAGGAGUAGUGAGCCAAGCAAAGGGAUCAGCAUACCUCGAAGUUGGGAAGACAAAAGUUGUAUGUUCAGUGUACGGCCCAAGAGAGAUUGCUCGGAGAAAGGAUUUCACACUAAGAGGGCAGGUCAACUGUGACUUGAGGUUUGCCCCGUACUCUUGCCACAUCCGUCGACUGCCCACGUCAGAUAAUGAGGCCCUACAAUAUUCUCAGCUUCUAAGAGAUGCUCUCACACCAGUUGUGUGCCUUUACAAGUUUCCAAAGGCUACUAUAGACGUCUUCGUUUAUGUGAUUGAAAACGAUGGUGGAGUGUUGGCUGCUUCUAUAACGACGGCAGGUCUUGCCCUUGCUGAUGCUGGAAUAGACAUGUAUGAUGUUGUUAUCGGGUGCAGUGUGCGGCAACAAGGAAAUAGCUGUUUGGUGGACCCAACUUUUCGGGAAGAAGCUGCAGCCGCUCCAAGUGACUCGGAGCAAAGCUUUGGUCAGAUGACACUGGGCUUCAUGCCAGCUCUGCAGCAAGUGGCAGCACUAGUGCAGAAUGGAGAGCUUGAUGCUGCCUCUAUAGUCCUGAAUAUGAAAACACUGAUUAGUUCCUGCCACAAGAUUUAUCCUGUGGUGCGGGAUACCCUUCUAUCGGAAAUCAAGUCAAAAAUGGAAGACCUACUCACAGAAGAAUCUGACAAGGAUGCUGACAUGCAUCCUUUGCCUGCCCUUGGUGAACAAGUUGCAUAAAAGUAAUUUGCUCUUUC
Ornithodoros turicata is the source of this 1103-nucleotide messenger RNA. Its product is annotated as exosome complex component MTR3-like. NCBI's taxonomy places the organism in Eukaryota, Metazoa, Arthropoda, Arachnida, Ixodida, Argasidae. The record is from RefSeq and is a predicted model, not a curated record. Gene Ontology annotation, biological process: poly(A)-dependent snoRNA 3'-end processing; U4 snRNA 3'-end processing; rRNA catabolic process. The transcript has 9 exons. Gene Ontology annotation, cellular component: cytoplasmic exosome (RNase complex); nucleolus; nuclear exosome (RNase complex). The coding region runs from base 211 to 1086 and encodes 291 amino acids.